UGUCAGAAAUGUAUUUUCUUAUCCACUUCCAUACUGGGCACUUUUCCCCUUCCUGUCCAGGCCAUUUUUCAGGUUGUCCAAGAAUGUCAGAACAGUACAGAUAUCCCCCAAAUGUCAGGACGGUACAGAUAUCCCCCCCAAAUGUCAGGACGGUACAGAUAUCCCCCAAAUGUCAGGACAGUACAGAUAUCCCCCAAAUGUCAGGACAGUACAGAUAUCCCCCAAAUGUCAGAACAGUUACAGAUAUCCCCCAAAUGUCAGAACGGUACAGAUAUCCCCCCAAAUGUCAGGACAGUACAAGAUAUCCCCCAAAUGUCAGAACA
Molecule: messenger RNA, 323 nt
Organism: Staurois parvus
Lineage: Eukaryota; Metazoa; Chordata; Amphibia; Anura; Ranidae
Source: the annotation of a GenBank genome assembly